GAUUUUUUGUUGCAGCAGACAAUGUUAAGAGUAAAGGAUCCUAAGAAGUCACUGGAUUUCUAUACGAGAAUUCUUGGAAUGACGCUGCUUCAAAAAUUCGACUUCCCUACUAUGAAGUUCUCCCUCUAUUUCCUGGCAUAUGAAGAUAAAAAUGACAUCCCAAAAGAUAAAACUGAGAGAACAGCUUGGACCUUCUCUAGAAAAGCUACACUUGAACUGACACACAACUGGGGCACUGAAAAUGAUGAAAAUCAGUCUUAUCACAAUGGCAAUUCUGAUCCCAGAGGAUUUGGACACAUUGGAAUUGCUGUCCCUGACGUCAAUAAAGCUUGUAAGAGGUUUGAAGAAUUAGGAGUGAAAUUUGUGAAGAAACCAGAUGAUGGUAAAAUGAAAGGACUUGCAUUUGUUCAGGAUCCUGAUGGCUACUGGAUUGAAAUUUUGAAUCCUAACCACAUGGUGACUCUCACUUAGUUCUUACGAAGUAUAUUACGUAGGAGAUGCACACGUUCAGUCCCCUGGAGAAAAUCUGUAACACAGUUUGUGAAAUUCUCGCUUAAUGGAGAGGAACCAGUCAUGUUCAGAGUCUCCUCUAAAACUAUCCCCUGGGAUCUCAAUGUACUUGAAUUCCCUUUUGUUGUCCUGUGAUGCCCCUGCAAUUUG
Egretta garzetta (little egret) is the source of this 660-nucleotide messenger RNA. It is a transcript of the gene GLO1, whose product is annotated as glyoxalase I. NCBI's taxonomy places the organism in Eukaryota, Metazoa, Chordata, Aves, Pelecaniformes, Ardeidae. The transcript is spliced from 5 exons. Gene Ontology annotation, molecular function: metal ion binding; lactoylglutathione lyase activity. The record is from RefSeq and is a predicted model, not a curated record. The annotation marks the transcript as partial.